This is a messenger RNA of Pocillopora verrucosa, 2933 nucleotides long. The record is from RefSeq and is a predicted model, not a curated record. Lineage: Eukaryota; Metazoa; Cnidaria; Anthozoa; Scleractinia; Pocilloporidae.
ACUGCAACACGGCAAAAAUAUCCUAAUUAAAGUUCAUCCAUAGAAUGUUUUUAUUGCUUGUCUUCUGGUGCCUACAAAUCGUAUUUUUAUUCAAUACGUUAACGGUUAUCUCGGGAAAGAUAACAGAUGCAGAUAAAAGCACGAGCGCUAAAAUGGCUUUGGAAUCCUUCCUCUUGAGAACUUUAAGACCUGACUUCGGCUCACGUCUUGUGUUCAUCAAUGAGUCGCAGUGGAAGGAGCAGAUCGAGACACUUGUGAAGCCCCUAACGACCAAUCAAAUGGAAAAAUUAAGUUGCAGAAGGCGGUGUGGAAGGAAACGAAGGCGUCAUGAUUCUAAUGAGGGUUGCUUUUGUGAUGAAUUUUGUAAAAGCUUUGGUGAUUGCUGUUUUGACUUCGAUGAAUUGUGUAUAGUACCUCAAGUAUCGAUGGAAACAUGUGUCAGAGAAUAUAACUAUUGGGUCCCGGAUCGGUUGAUUGGUCGCGCAGUUUGGAGCUCAUGCCCGAAGAACUUUACAGAUGAGAAUACAAAGCAAAAAUGUCAAGGCAACGAUGAAGAUGAGAUUGGUUUGAACCCUGUACCAGUGUAUGACAAAUACAGUAACGUGACAUACAAAAAUAUUUUCUGCGCCAGGUGCAAUGGAGCAUUGCACACAGCAUACUGGGAAGUCAGUUUCCAGUGUUUUAAGUGGUUCGAUGUUUCCAACCUUAGUCUAAGCAAAGACUUGAGACUUUUGCAAGAUCGGUGUUAUCUUCAGAAAAUUCCAGUUGAUGAUUCCUUGAAAAGAUGCAUCCCAUGGCUUCGGCUUCCGAUCAAAAGCGAUCCAACGAUGGGUAAUACCCUUUGCAAAGCAGAAUGUCUGAGUUACGCUCUUUUAGUAGUCUCCAGGAGUAGAUCGAAAUUGUUUCGUAACCCUCACUGUGCCUUUUGCAAUGGAAUUGAGCUCAGUGAUAUAGUUUUUUUGGUGCAAGAUGACAACUCUUCUCCGCCACAUUCCUUCAAUACACCCCCUGCCCUAACAAUUCUGUUUGAAUUUACCUCCACAUCUAAGUUUUGUAUCAAAACAGCAGACCAACACAAAAGAUCAGAAGAUCAUCCUACUACCUGUCUACACGAUGAAGCGCAUGACUCUGUACAUCGAAACGAAAUCAAAACAUGUAAACUUAACUGCACCUUUGUAGCGUACAACAAAACGGAUUAUGAACUCGUUCCCAAUGAUCUCGUAUUUUUGAAGGCCCAUGGGAAAUAUUACAGUAACGUUUCUUAUAAGAUUUGUGGUGAAAAAUUGUUACUGUGCGUUAAUUUUUCAAAAACUUCCCCUGGAACUAGAAGUAUUUCAUUUGAGCACAAAGAAAACUAUAAAUUUCUUCAGCUUUUCAGCUUUAUUGGGGCAGUCGUGUCCAUCGUUUCUCUGGUUUUAUUGUUAGUGACUUACGUCUUAUUUGUUGAGCUCCGUAACUUACCAGGGAAAAUCAUGUUAAACUUGGUGAUCUCUUUGUUGCUGUAUGAAAGUGUAUUCCUCUCAGCUGGCAAAAAUGACGAUCAGUUGAUCUGCCUUGUGGUCGCCGCUCUUUUUCACCUCUUCGCCCUUUCUUCCUUCACGUGGAUGAACGUUAUGGCAUAUGAUGUGCAUCGCGCUUUCGCAAAAGUCUCGGAUCCGGCGGCAAACCGACAAGAGGACUCCAAUAAACGUUUGAUGUGUUACUCCCUGUACGCCUGGGGAGGUCCUGCUAUUGUAGUCCUUUCCUGUGUUACAGUUGACCAGGUUAGGGAAGGAGCGAUUGGAUAUGGCCUUGGAAAAGAGGGCUGUUUCAUAUCAGAGAAUAAAGCAAAGAUAUUCUCAUUCAUUUUUCCUGUUGGACUGAUUCUGAUUUUCAACCUCUUUGCUCUGGGACACACUAGCUUUCAUAUCCUCAAAACCAGAAAGACGGCCAGAAAAGUGACUAAGCAACAGCAAAGCUCUAACGUGGCUUUAAUCUGUGUUAAAAUGGCCUCAGUGAUGGGUGUGACAUGGAUUCUUGGGAUUGCUGCGAACCUAAAGGCUCUUUCAUUCCUGUGGUACCCGUAUGUUGUUCUAAACAGUCUUCAAGGUUUCUUCAUCUUCCUGUCCUUUGCUACAACUGGGAAGGCGUUGGAGUUGUACAAAAGCAAAUUUUCCAAAGUACUUAAGAAGCAAGCAUCACAGGUCAGUGAAGAAAGAAUGAGAAACUUGAAUCCCAGGGAGCAAUGCAUCUGCCGCGGAGCUGAAAACCAGGAAACUAAUAUCACGCAAGUUUAGCAGUGUCGCUGAUUACAGAGCGUUUUCAAAUGCUUCAUAUGAGAAACUGUGACACAUAAGCAACUUCGACAAUAUUCUGGGAAAAGGAACAAAAUAGUGUUAAAGACAUAGGCUCGUCUAAUUUGGGCCGUCCUUUUUAGGCGAUCAAGGGACUUUGAAUGUUCCUCAUAGGUGCUAUUGUUUAAGUAAUCAAAUCUUUCUUUUCUCGUUAAAUAGAAGCUUUGGUUUAGGUGAUAUUUUUUGCUAAAUUUAAGAUUUUUAGAGUGCGGUCGUAUGAGCAAGAGUGAAACUGUUUCAAUAACAGACCCUCAAAGUCUAGGACAUUAUUACUAUUGCUCUGGUGAUGACGACAGUCUUAAGGAGAUAACAACGCUAUCGUUUUUCAGAUAAACAAACCUCUUAGAUUUCAGUGUUAACCAUUCACAAUGGCCGUUUGAAUCUGCACGAAAUUCGUCUUAAGCCAUACAUAAAAAUCACCUGCGGCUUCUGAAACCAUAAUUCAUUGACCCGGUGGUGAUUGCAAUUUAUUGCGUAACCUUAAUGUCGUGUAUUGCUCUACGUCACCACAAUAAGGACAUUUCUAUAACUGAGUUGCACUGUGAUAUCACGUUGCAGGUUAAAAGAGAAACAAACUAAUUGUACCUGUGUUUAAUAACA